This is a messenger RNA of Physcomitrium patens, 3087 nucleotides long. Its product is annotated as heat stress transcription factor A-2e. NCBI's taxonomy places the organism in Eukaryota, Viridiplantae, Streptophyta, Bryopsida, Funariales, Funariaceae. The record is from RefSeq and is a predicted model, not a curated record. Gene Ontology annotation, molecular function: RNA polymerase II cis-regulatory region sequence-specific DNA binding; DNA-binding transcription factor activity. Gene Ontology annotation, cellular component: nucleus. Gene Ontology annotation, biological process: regulation of transcription by RNA polymerase II; cellular response to heat.
GAGAAGGAGGCGCGAGGGCGAGUUGCGAGACGCGCGGAAUGCGCGGCGGAAGGAUGCAGUGGGAUCAUGGCCGUGGCCAUGGCCAUGGCUAUGGAUUCACGCUUCGAGACUACAAUCAGAGCGAACAUGGUUUGCAGCGAACGCUGCGUUGAUAGGGCCCACGCCGUGAGUCGGCCUUUCCCAUCCUUUCCGACACCUCAGCCGUCGAACAUCGUGUCCAGUGAGAUACAGCCCCAGCCGUGUGGUGGUGUGGAAGCCGAGGGCAUUGACGCUUAGAAAGUUGCCUUUCGUGAGUGCAAUUCCUUGCUGUGGUCCAGAUUGAGUUGCCCGCAUCUGGGACUUCAACCCCCGUCUCCUUCAUCCUCCUGGCGUUCGGUGCCUGGCCGUCUGCCUUACAAACCACGUCGCUCGCGUCGCGGUCCUGGUACCGACUCCCCGAUCCUCGUCUUCGGCAGACGGUCUAGUUUGCACACAUUUGCCCUUGACAAAACACCCUGGUUCUGGUUUGCUUGCCUUGAGUGGAGCGGGAGACGGCGCCGAGGGAGCGCGGAUCCCGGCCGUAAGUUGACGCUGCAGUUGUGGGUUAGUGGGGAGAGUUUUUUUUUUUUGGUAUGGCGCUAGAUGGCGACGGGGUUGCGCGUGUUCCUGAGUGGGGAGGAUAACUAAAUUCGAUAUGGGCAUUACAGUUCCUGGCACCAGCUGGGUAGGGGAAAAUUCCGCGUGUUGGGUUCGGGUGUGUGGCCAGGCUUCAGUGUGAUACCGGCAAGAGGCUCUUUUUUCUCCGUCACUCGCGUUAAUUUUUAGUUUUUUAGAUUUGAUUUUAUUGUGUUUUUAAUACUUUUGUUGCGGAGAGGUGGCUUGUUGAGCAAGCUGUGUCUUUUCUCGUACAGGUAUCCGUCAUCUGCUUUGUCCAUAGCGUUGCUCCCGGUCUAUUUUAGGGUUGGAGUAUUUGUCCACAGGAUUGAGGGGGAGACGGAGAGAGUGAGAGACUCGGUGUUUUUUGAGUUAGAGUCAAUAUGUUCAGCGUAGUGUCACCUGUGGAGAUCGGAUUUUGCGAUUUUUGCUUCAGCAGGCGUGUGGCGGGAAUUCCUUUGUGGGCGAACUUGCUAUGAGAAGACGUGACCUGCUCACUAGAAGAUUAUCUGUAAGAGUAUUGCGGUGAUCGGUAGUUGUAUGGGUUAGUACGGGAUCGUGAUUAGAAAUGGGUAGCGAGACACCUUGGCCCUCAGUUGAAACGCAUGAUAAUGCAGGGAAACUUGCGCUGGCAGCCGGCAUAGCUUCUGCAAACCCUGCACCACAAAUGGAUGCUCCCCCUCAGAGCUCUGGGCCUCCGCCCUUUCUCAUCAAGACUUAUGAAAUGGUCGAAGUUUCUGCUACGGAUGCCAUUGUGUCGUGGAGUGAGGUCGGCAACAGCUUUGUCGUUUGGAAUCCUCCGGAAUUUGCACAGGAUUUGUUGCCCAAGUACUUCAAGCACAACAAUUUUUCCAGCUUCGUCCGGCAGCUCAACACUUACGGUUUCCGUAAAGUUGACCCGGAUCGCUGGGAGUUUGCCAAUGAAGGGUUUAUGCGUGGAAAGCGAGACAUGCUUAGGAGCAUUCGUCGUAGGAAGCCUGCAGUUCACACACAGCAGCAGCAAGGUUCAUGUGUGGAAGUCGGAAAGCUUGGACUCGAAGGGGAGAUCGAGCGGCUGAAAAGAGAUAAAAACGUUCUGAUGUUGGAGCUGGUUAGGCUGCGACAGCAGCAGCAGAGCACCGAGAGGGAGCUUCAGGUCAUGACCCAGCGUUUCCAUGUGUCGGAGCAUCGGCAACAAAGAAUGAUUAGCUUUCUUACGAAAGCCAUGCAAAACCCUUCUUUCUUUGCUCAAUUUGUGUCGCAGCAAAACGAAAACAACCAAGUGGUGCGUAAGAAACGACGACUUCCAAUCCACGAGUAUGGCGACAUGCAUGAAUCCAUGAGCCCGGAGUCAUCCAUUGAAAACCAGAUGGUUGCCUUCCAGCCCUCUGAACUUGGAGAAGCUGGAGCACGUGCUAGGGUUAUUGAGAUGUUUCGCUCUUCUGAUUCUCAGCCCGCUACUGAGAGCAGUCGCUUUGAGGGUCUGGUUCGGGAGGCUGACACUUCUCCCAACAGUGGAGAUAGCAACAUGUUGAAUCGACAACCCAGAGCCACUCUUGAACUUAAUACCAAACUUUCGGGUAUUUUCUCUAGUGCGCCUAUUGUGACUGAUGUGAGCGCAAAUGAAUCACUGGAGGCGCCACCCACAUCUCCUCAAACCUUCGACAUGGCAAGAGUAUUAAGCGGCAGUAGAUCUGAACGGCGUGACAGUGGUGAUUCUCAUGAACCGGAAGGGAACAGAGGCACGGCGACCCAUGAAGCAGAGGUGCAGAGCGCACGCACAGACACAGCUGCGCACAAUUCUGGUUUCUGGGAGCAAUUUCUGACAGAAGACCCCCAACCUGUCACCCGUGCCGAAAUCGAUCUUGAGCGUGAGCCAGAAUCAGAGACAGAGGAUACGCCGCAGGAUGACGAGAAUGCGCUGCAAAAUAGUUUUGAUAGACCAUGCGUGGAAUUCUUAUCUCAUCAAAUGGGACAACUAGCACCUGGGUAGGUGAUCUUGGAAAGGAUGCCGACAGCGAAGCUGCAAUCAUCUGAUGCAGGUUCUCAGUUGAGGGGAUUGUUGUCCAGUGCUGUUGUAGCUUCUUCCUUAGACUAAACACUUGGAGAGUAGCUCCGCUUCCUAAUUCUCCUUCUCCAUAUGUGCUCUUCAGUCUGCGCCAUUAGCUUGGGUCCUCAUACUGAUUCUGAGCUCUGCACAGCCCACCUAAUGCUCAUCAUGAAGCCAUCCAUAUAUAUACAUAUGUAUAGGUGUACAUAUGAUGAUGAGAGUAAUAAGCAUCUUUGAUAUGAAUCUUCAAAUCGUUACCUAUCUCUGGAUCUUUGCCGGAGGAAGCAAACAAACUAGCACAGAAUGUUAUUUCUACAUGGAACAAAAUUCUGGGCAAUGGGCGAGGAGUAGCAGCAAAGAGGUCUGACUGUUUACGGAAAACCCGGCAACUGAUCAGGUGUUUCAUUAAAAAGCCUCUUUUCCUA